CUCCUGCAGAAGGUGGCUUCCCAGACGCCUCUGGCAGCAUGGCUGGGGCCGCCGUGCGUGCUGGGUCGUUCGUGCGCCUGGCGGCCCCCUCCGCUUCCUACUGCUCUCGCUUCGGGGCUGAAGUACCCGCGGCAGCGUCGCAAGCCCCCCAGCCGAGCCCACCCUAUGGCAGCAGGAAGCCUCACACACGGCGGGUCCCUGGAGGUACCGCGGCAGAUGAAGAUCCGGCCGCCCGAGCCUUUUCGAGCGUUCCAGCUCCGGGGCCGGACAGUAAGAGCUUUCUCUGGGCGCGCUAUGGCGAGAUGAAGCGGCUGGUGCAAGAUUUGCUCCCACCUGGUGUCUGCAACCUUCUGAACCCUUCAACCAUCUAUGCCAACAAUGAGAUUUCACUGAGUACCAUCGGUGUCUACGGCUUUGAUUAUGACUACACCCUGGCAUUGUACUCACCUGCUCUCCAUUCCCGCAUCUACAACACUGCUAGGGACAUCCUAGUGGAACAGUAUAAGUAUCCAAAGGGCAUCCUGAAAUAUGAAUACCGGCCUAACUUUGCUAUCCGGGGCUUACAUUACGACAUUGCAAAGGGCUUGCUCAUGAAGAUAGAUGCAUUUCACUAUAUUCAACUGGGUACUGUGUAUCGGGGGUUGAAACCCGUUCCAGAUGAUGAAGUGCUGGAGAUGUAUGAUGGUACCCAUCACAUUCCCCUGCACCAGGCUAGUGGCUUCUAUGGAAAGGGCCCGGCCAUUAAGCAAUUCAUGGACAUCUUCUCCCUACCAGAAAUGACACUCCUGGCUGUAGCCAAUGACUUUUUCAUCAGCAAUGAUAUUGAUUAUGACCCCAUCCAUCUCUACAAAGACGUUACGGAUGCCAUCCGAGAUGUUCACAUUAAAGGUUUUAUGUACAAGUGGAUUAUGCAGGAUCUGGAGCAAUACAUCCUUCACGGGGAUGAGACCUACGCUGUGCUGCACCGCCUGGCCAAAAGUGGCAAGAAACUCUUCCUCAUUACCAACAGCCCCUUCAGCUUUGUUGAUAAAGGGAUGCGAUACAUGGUGGGUAAGGAUUGGCGGGACUUCUUUGAUGUUGUCAUAGUGCAGGCAGACAAGCCUCAUUUCUUCAAUGACUGUGUCAAACCUUUCCGGCGACUGGAUAGCAAUGGAGAUCUGCAGUGGGACAAAAUAAAUAAACUGGAGAAAGGACAAGUGUAUAAACAGGGCAACCUCUUUGACUUCCUCCGACUCACAGGCUGGCGUGGAUCUAAAGUGCUCUAUUUUGGGGACCAUCUCUACAGCGACCUGGCGGACUUGAUGCUGCGGCAUGGCUGGCGGACAGGGGCCAUAGUUCCCGAGCUAGAAACCGAGACAAAAAUGGUGAACACAGAGCAGUACUCCCAAGCACUCACUUGGCUACAAGCCUUGACCGGAUUGCUGGAGCGAAUGCAGAUGUUCAAGGAUCCUGAAUCCCAGCAGGUGCUGCAGGACUGGAUGAAGGAGCGCCAGGAACUCAGGGCGCUCACCAAGAACCUCUUCAACCCACAGUUUGGCAGUAUCUUUCGCACGUGCCACAAUCCCACAUACUUCUCUCGCCGCCUGUGCCGCUUCUCAGACGUCUACAUGGCCUCACUCAGCUGUUUGCUCAAUUACGACCUCAAUUACACGUUUUAUCCCCGACGCACCCCACUGCAGCAUGAGGCUCCCCUUUGGAUGGAUCAGCUCUGCACUGGCUGCAUGAAGACUCCCUUCCUGGAAGAGAUGGCGCAUAUCCGCUAGGGACCAGCUGGGGAGAAGUUUGCAGAUGGUCAUGCUUCUACUUUGCUUGAGGGCAGUGGUGGGCUGACUUAAGACUCAUAUGGCCCGUUUCUUUAUAUUAGAACCAACCCCCGCCCCCCGGUCCAUGGAUACAUGUCAGAUUUACAAAGCAAGAGGGCCUGCUAAGCUUUUUCUUUGUUGGUAAGGACUUAACGACUGUUCUUCAGCAUUCAUUUUUGCUUAUGGACUUAAGAAGCACCUUUGUGGCUCACACCAAGAUCUAGCUAGUUUGGUCCAUUGUUCUUUGCAAGAACAUCAGCAGCUGCCAGGUGACCACUGCAAAAGUUAGAAGAAGCCUAUUAACAGGAGCAUUGUCUGCCUUCGUCGCCAGCUGCCCUGGAGAGUUUGGAAUUUCCAUGUGCACAGGGGGAAGGGGCCUUGGGUUGGCCCACGGUCUGUUUGUUUGUUCUCCCUUAGGGUGGGUGCUCCUCCCAGACAGAUAUGCUCAGCGUGUGCCAGGCGGAAGACCUUGGUUUUGUUGAUCCAUGCACGAAGUUUUCAUCCUUUGUAGAGCCAUAUGUAUUCUGUAGUGUUUGAAGUUUACAUUCUUCCCCCAGCCCCACCAACUGUGGGGUCUUUUUUUUUUCCUUUUCUUGCUUGUAAUGGAGAGGAAUACAGGGUGUGGGAAUGGGGGGUCCUGUCUCCCACUGAAAUUGGAGGGACAGGAGGUGCUAUUGUGGGGAGGGUAUUUUUAGCUGAUGACUGGAAUUUUGUAAUAUUAAUAAAAGAGUAGUGUGAGA
Messenger RNA from Candoia aspera, 2542 nucleotides. Its product is annotated as 5'-nucleotidase domain-containing protein 2-like. NCBI's taxonomy places the organism in Eukaryota, Metazoa, Chordata, Lepidosauria, Squamata, Candoiidae. The record is from RefSeq and is a predicted model, not a curated record. Gene Ontology annotation, molecular function: 5'-nucleotidase activity. The transcript has 14 exons. The coding region runs from base 39 to 1763 and encodes 574 amino acids.